GUUUAACCAGAUUGGUUACAGCUAACCAAAACGACCAUGUAUUCUUCUAGUUGGAAUCAAGAGACUAAACUAAAAUUAAAUGACAAGGUUUCUGCCAGUGUAAACGAUAUGGGCUCACUUUUAAGGCAUGUUGUAAGAUCUUCCAAAUCGCCAGAGAUGCUGGGCCAAGCAGCCAGGAAUUUUUGUUCUCAAGAACACUACAUACAGAACUCCUCUGAGACUCUUAUGAAGAUGGGUUUGAUAAAAGCACAGUUUGAGUUCCAACAAUCGGCAAUUGAAAGAAGUGUGUCAAGUCUAGAAGAAAUUCAAGAUCAACUCAAGACAAUCCAAAGGUGAUGGAAACAAUGGAUGCUAUGACUGCGAUUUGUCAUCUGCCUCGCCAUUUAUGACGGAUGGAGUCUAUUUAUUCCAAAUUACAUGUGCAAUAAACUUUCUCAAACAGUCACAUUGGCAAAUGUCCACAAAUGCAGUAUGAAAUUUACACAAUAUAAUUUGUUUGCUUUUACCACAUUUUAAUUAGCAUGCUUAGUUUACUUAAGGCUUCUUUACAGGCCUAAUUCAUUUAUUGCAACUAAUCAUUUUGUGUUUCAAAAUAAUUGAGACUGGUGAAUGAGUUAUUACCAACUUAUUAGCCAACUACCAAAGUUUGUUAAUGCCCCCCCCCCCCCCCCCCCUUUAAAGAAGAGGGUGUAUAUUGUUUUGCUGGAUGUCAGUCGGUCUGCUGUCUGUCGGUAGACCAGUUUGUUUCCAAUCAAUAACUCAUCAACAAAUUGACAAAUUGGCUUGAUACUUCACAUGUGCAUUGGCCUUGGACAGUAGAUGACCCCUACAGAAAUUUGGGUCAUUAUGUCAAAGGUCAAGGUCACUGUCACACUCAGUGUGAAAAUUGUUUCCAAUAAACUCAUUGAUUGGCUUUAUACUUCACAUGUGCAUAGGCCUUGGACAGUAGAUGACCCCUAUUGAAAUUGGGGUCACUAGUUCAAAGCACUGUUUUGGGGGCAUAUGUCUCUGACCGCAGAACUCUUGUUUAAUUUUAGGACGGUGUGAAGACCGAUUUUUGUUAAGCUUAUUUACGGCGGAAAAAAUUAUGCACAAUUUCCUUGCUGUAAAGGUAUAUAUUUAUGAGUUUUAAAUUCCUCUCCGUAUGUACCAGUUAGCUUAAUUUUCUAUAAAAUGGACUUAAUUUGUGGAAAAUGUGACUAAGAUAGAAGCAUUUUCGUAUACUUGUAUGUUCCAAGUUUUUUUUCAGCUUACUAAGUUUGAGGGUAACACCAGUAAGCAUGUUAAGAACAUCAUUUUAUGAAUGUUUUAUAAAAACAGAUAAUAUGCACAUAUGAUGAGGCUUAUCAACAAACAUGUAAUGCCCCUUUUGUCUUAAAAUGUUUCCAUCUGAAGGACCAUGUCACCUUUUCCCCAAUUGUAAUGUCAAGUUCAGUCUACAAGAAAAUAUAUAUUUUUGGUCGAUUCUAUGUAUUUGUUUUUUGCAAAAUUAAAUGUUGGCAGAAGAGAUGUUAUAGUUACAAAAACGGUAAGUCCUAAUAAUGUAACUUAAAACAAAAAUGAGCAAUAAAUAAGUUAAAUAACACACCUAUAAUCUUUGGUUAUUGCUGAAAAUAGCACAAACACAAGUCAAAAAUAGAUUUUGCUAUGAUGAAAACUGUAGUUUUUUAAAUACUCAACAUGUGACAUUUUCCCCUUUUUCAUGUUUUGUCAUUUCCCUCUUUAUAUUAUAUCCUAUUUGUAACUUAUGUUUCAGUUUAUUUCAGCCAUCUGAAACAUGUGUUUUUGGUUACACUCUGCAUAGCACUGCAUAUGGCUUUAAGUUGUGCUUGGAAGGCUGAUACUAUUCCAUAUUUGUUAAAAUAUCUAGAAAUUCUGAAUGUGUGUUAUAAAUUCUUUCAAAAUUAACAAAAGAACAAGGCUACACUUUCUCAAAUUCAGAUGAUUCUUAAUAGGUACAAAAACAUUCAAGAACAUGUUUCAUUGUGCGUGGUUAGUUUUGAAGUGUCAGUUGAUGCCAUUAUUGCUAAUUUAAAAAGUUUGACAUAUUUUUUUGUAAAAGAAAUGGCUGGCAAAGCACUUUCACUUCAAAAACGAAUAACAACAUACAAUUUCAUUUAUGUAUCUCAUUUUUUGCUGACUAUUUGGCACCAUUGGCAUUACUUUCAAAAUCCUUUCACAAUCAAGAUCUUAACUUUUCAGAAAUUCACCCACUUCUUACAGCCACCAUUGACUUUUUUUCUACAGAAUUAAGAAUGGCAAAUCUGGUGAUAAUAUUGGUCAUGAGGGAUCAAAACUGGAUAAAAAACCUUUUUCAAAAUUCUGCAGGGCCAGUGUUUUGAGUGAAAAUAAGUCAGUAAACAACAUUACAACUGAGGCAAUUUUGCCAUAAGAAACUAAGACACAUAAACAGGCCAUUCUGAAUAAGCAUGUAAAUUGCUGGAAGCUCAUGUGGCCACAGCUGACUGCGAGAAGUAUUUAGCAAGCAAAACCUUAUAAAAAGAGCUCUCAUAAAUUCCAUACAAAUUGAAAACCUGGACAAUUAAAUGAUUUUUUCCUAUUGACAGCCCAGCAAUGAAACAGUUUGCUUUCUAAAUUUGGGCUGGCAUGGAGUCAUUUCAAAUGGUGAAAUUCUGUUAAACAUGUACAUGUAUGUUGUUCAGGAUACUUACAGAACGUUGAAUAUGUUAGUCCUUGUAUAUUAUGUUACUGUUUAUGUGCUGCAUGCAUUCUGUUAUGAACAUAAAUUUGAUGUUUGUAUUGUUUCGAUCAUCUGUCAUGUUGCUUGAACAUGUA
Dreissena polymorpha is the source of this 2796-nucleotide messenger RNA. RefSeq names its product BLOC-1-related complex subunit 7-like. The coding region runs from base 37 to 336 and encodes 99 amino acids. The record is from RefSeq and is a predicted model, not a curated record. Gene Ontology annotation, cellular component: BORC complex. The transcript has 5 exons. NCBI's taxonomy places the organism in Eukaryota, Metazoa, Mollusca, Bivalvia, Myida, Dreissenidae.